Molecule: messenger RNA, 495 nt
Organism: Asparagus officinalis (garden asparagus)
Lineage: Eukaryota; Viridiplantae; Streptophyta; Magnoliopsida; Asparagales; Asparagaceae
Exons: 1
Coding region: 1-495 (164 amino acids)
Source: RefSeq, a predicted model, not a curated record
AUGGCAGAAACCAACAAGUUUCAUCCCGCUUUGGCUGUCAACAAUAUCAAAAACUUCAUCCCAGUCAUUCUUGACAUGGAAAGCUCACAAUACAAUUCUUGGGCCACAUUAUUCAAGAUUCACGCAAGGGCCUAUCAAGUCCUUGACCACAUCAUUCCACUGACUUCAACAGCCACAGGGAAGAAGACAUCUUCGUCCAAGGAUGCGAAAACCGAGGACAACGACCUCUGGGAUCGUUUAGACGCCAUUGUCCUUCAAUGGAUUUAUGGCACGAUUACUAACGACGUUCUCCCUACCAUUCUUGAACAAGAUGCCACGGCCAUGGAUGCUUGGAACCACUUAGCCGAUUUGUUCCACGACAACAAAACCUCCAGAGCCGUCCAUCUUGAGUACCAACUCUCUCAGGUUCGACUUGAUGAUUUUCCUAACGUUGCAGCCUAUUGUCAACGUAUCAAGACGCUUGCGGAUCAAAGGCAAUACACUAUCUUUCAAUAA